Molecule: messenger RNA, 5099 nt
Organism: Bactrocera oleae (olive fruit fly)
Lineage: Eukaryota; Metazoa; Arthropoda; Insecta; Diptera; Tephritidae
Source: RefSeq, a predicted model, not a curated record
UAUUAUUAUAAUUCACGUGUACGUAUAAAAAUAGUUAUUUUAUGAAAAUAUCGUACGAUAGUCCGCUUUUAUUAAGCGAAGUUGGCAAUGCGACGCAUACAUCCGAAAUUGGCAGCACUUUUAUUUCAUAUUUUGUUUUCCACUCUUUCUUCGAUUAGAGUUGUCAGAUUAUUUCAUCAGUCCGAAAAAUUGUCUCUCCUGGAAAAGUUCACAUCUGUUUUUAGUGUUGUGUGAUAACAAUUUAUAUUCUGUUAUUUUCCAUAAAAUUAUCUAUUGAUUGGAAAUUAAAUAUAUGAAUUAAUUGUAUAUGUAACAUUUAAUGUUUGUAAAAAUAAACAACGAACAAGUUAAAUUUGUAUUUUGUGGUACAACGUAAUCGUAAGGUGGACAUUGACACGGGUACGUACGAAAACUCGCAACGAGUAGAUAAAUAGCGAAAGCGUGUGCGAUUUUCGUAAAUAAUAGAGAAGAAAACGAUUUUGAUUUCUUACGAUUUUCCGGAUGCCAAACUUGUGGGCGUAUGAAGUAAUUGCUCUUAAAGCGCAAGGAAUUGCUGCAUCACAAUAGUAUAGACUGUAUUACGUUAAAUGCAAUCGCUGUUCAAGAGUUAGAUUGGAAAUUACUAGUAGGAAAGAUAAAAUGAUGUGCUAGUGCAGAAAUUUAACAGCAAAUUUCCAAUUACGGGUUUGUGCCAAACGCCUAUUGCUAAUCUUAGUCAACAAACGAUUUUUCAUAGCAGGUGUGUACAAAAAUAGACAAAAUGAUUCGCUUGAAACAGUUUUAAGUUAAUACAAAAUAAACCAUUAAAAUAUAUAAAAAUAACGCAAUUUUACGUCACAACCACUGUUGCUGGGCUAAGACGACGUGUGUGCAUUUAUAUAUUAACACAAAGUGUAUGGUUUUUUGAAGUGCUUGCCAAAAUACAUAUCGAAAAUAAAUUAGAAAUAUUGUUGAAUUUUCCCGACAACCACCACUCUGAGUUUGCAUUCGAAAGCGUACACACGAAGCGCACGACGCAGCGAGCAGCAGUACAACUACGGCGAAAAUAAAUCCAAAGCGUAUAAUAAAUAAUAUUGGAAAAUUUCAACUAAUGAAGCUGAAGCUUGUGACAGCGGCCAACGACCAGUGAGCAACAACAAAUAGCAUUUUAUUGCAAUUCAACGAAAAAUCGUAACUGUGUAUGUGAGUGCGUGUGUGUGAAAUUUGAACUGUAUUUGCAAAGUAAUUUUCACGGUUUAUAGCAAAAAAAAAUACCAUUUUCUAAAAAUUUCACUUUUUAAGUUUUGACGCCUCAAAAGUUGAUACAGUUAGAAAAAAUCAGCUACAAAAUGUCGCGUUUAAGUAAAUCAAAUUCGUCUAAAAAAGUGUCGCUUUUAAAGACUAAAAAGUUUAUGUGAUAUUCGUAUGCGUUCGAAAGUCAUAUUAUAACAACAGCAACAAACAGCAAAAUAAGCAAUUAUUUAGCGAAAAGGUCGUGCAGUAGAAACACUGUGUAUACACUGCGGAAUUUGUAGCAAAACGCUAAAGUCGACGCAACACUGUGUGGUAAGUUUUAGAAAAAGACUAGAGGCUUUAAGAAAAUUUUGCGAAUUUUCUAAAAAAAAAAUUUGAAAAUUCCAAAAAUUCAAUUCUCGUAAAAAACAUUAAAAUUUUAUAAAAACAUUAACAUUUCAUAAAAACAUUAAAAUUUUAUAAAAACAAAACUUUCAAAAAAACAUUAAAAUUUUAUAAAAACAUUAAAAUUUAAUAAAAGCAUUAAAAUUUAAUAUGAAAAAUCAAUAAAAUUAUUUAAAAUUAAAAAGUGCGUUUUUCGACUCAAAACAGAAAAGCUUGAAAAUUUAUUGAAAAACAUUUUUUUUUAACAAAAAAAAUUGCAAAAAAGCCUGUUUGCAACUCUUUCAAGCAUAAAAAAUUGCAAAAUUGCAAAAAACUUGAAAGAUUACCUAAAAAAUAAGCUAACGCCCUCUAAAUUGCACCGUGCCCCCAACGACCCCAGACUUGCAGAUCCAUAUACAUUCCAUAACUUUAAAGAAAGUAUAUAAGAGCCGCACUAGUGUAGCGCAGAGUAAACACUGCCAGACAAGAGAAACCAGCAAACUCAGCUACAGAGACAGCGGUACGUGGGCAGAAGCAGAAGAGGCAGCAGCAGCAGCAGCAGCAUUAGUGGUGCUAGCAGCAGCAGAAGCAGUUCAAGUGCAAAUAUCAAGCGACGCGUUCCAUAACCAAAUAGACGCCUUAAAGUUGAAAGACACCAAUUUUCGUCACUGCCUAAUGGCAAGUUCGCUUAAUAAAACGAGACACAGGCGCAGAUUGACUGCGAUCUCGUUUCUAUCGAAUAUUUCAUUAGAUGGCACACAUCGGGAUACUAAAUUUGGAACAACAAUUGGCAUUUGUGGCAACGCGGCUACAACGUACAACGCAACGGCAGCGGGAUUACAAAGUGGCGCAACGACUGGCGGCGGUAUCGGAUACGGCGGCGGCGGCGGCAAGCAACAGCAACAUCAGCACCAACACUUCAAUUACAACCGCAAUAAUCGACAUCCACGGCAACAGCAGCAGCAGCAGCAACAACAUCAGCAUCACCAUCAACAUCAUUACUAUACGCAACAUCAUACGAAUGGCGCAGGCUGCAAUGUGGGUAACGGCAACGCCGGCGGCGCUGGCAUGCAUGCCACUUCGGCCGCCAUGUAUCUCGCCAAUUGCGAUGAUGCGCACAUGGAUCACAUGGGUGGCGGCAGCGGUAGUUGUUGUGGUGCUGGUGAAGGCGGCGGCACUGGCAGCGAUGGCUGUGCCGAUAGUACCGGCAGCGCCGAUGGUGAUGGGCAUUUUAGUGAAAUUGAAAAUAUGGGUCAACACUUGAUAAAUGCACGGCCAGGCAACGCUUACAAGGGCGAUAGUGGCAUUAAAGCAGCAACAGCAACUGUCGCAGCCAGAUCGACAGUCAAGCAUAUGGAUAAAUCCGCUGGUGACUACGACAUCAUCAGCGGCAGCGAUGGUGGCAGCGGUGGCGUUGGUGUUGCAACUGUGACUGAGAAGCGCAAUGUUAAGCGACCUACAUCGAGUAGUCGGCAACAGUGCAAUCAUAAUUGCAGGCAAACUUCUAAGCAUGGCACAAUGGGCAUUGCCAGCAAGCAACAGUUGGCUGGCGGCAGUGGCGGUUCGGGCGCCGAGAGCGGCAGCGAUUCGGAUAGCGUCAAAAUACCAAUGAAACUUUCCAGUUUGGGUGCUGGCAUACUAAUGCCAUUGCGUGAAAGAACUUUCAGCAAUGGCGCCAACGAUGCCAAUAUCAUGCCGGAGCGUCGCGCACGCCUCAAUACCGCACCGGGUAUGCGUAUCGGCGGCAGUGCUAGUGGCAAGCGAUCGUGCAACAUUAUACACGGUUCCACGCACAUAACCGACGAUAGCAGUACGGAGAGUUUGACGCCCGGCAGUUUUCCGGGCAGUUUUACUGGACGCGGCAGCAUCAGCAAGAGUGUGCAGAUCAACGACGCUAAGGACUUACGCAUCCUCAAUGCACAAGCGCACAAACAGCAUCAGUACAAGGAUGAGCGUGUGGUGUUGACGUCACGUAAAGUGCCAUUCUUUAUAUUCUCGGCAUUGCCCUACUAUAAGGGUAAAAAUGGCCGAGCCGAGUUACGCAAGGAGGGUCGUCGACGCAACCCAUCCGGUUCGCGUCCCCUAUCCGCCAUCAAUGAUGCACCCUUCGAUCCAUUCGAUCUGCUGGGCAUCGAAAAGGGUGAAAGUGGGCAGGAAAUCUCCUAUGGACAUUUACUCAUACCCCAACGCCAUUAUGGCAAAGAGAGUAAGAGCAAGCAUGGCGGUGGCACUUCGGGCAAUACAUCGCUAUUGGAUAGUCAAAUCGAAAUUACGAGUACAGCAGCACUUAAAAAUCACGGCAUCGCCAGGACAAAAGUUAUAACUUGGCAAAAGGGAAAAUGGUGCUUCACUUAUGACAACAAUAAUCGCAAUAGUACCGCAAGUCCGACACCGGAACUAAAAUUGGAUUUAGAUGAUAAUUUAUUGUGGAAUGCAGAGGGUACACGCGGCAUGCAGUUUCAAUAUUCCGCAAGUAUUUUGGAUGAUCCCGAAUUGAUUGCGGGCAAGCACCGCACUUUGCUCACAUUCACCUCAUACAUGACAUCGGUGAUCGAUUAUGUGCGUCCAUCGGACUUGAAGAAGGAAUUGAAUGAUAAAUUCCGUGAGAAAUUUCCACACAUACAAUUGACGCUGAGCAAAUUACGCAGCAUCAAGCGUGAAAUGCGUCGCAUCAACAAGUUGGACAGUCGCAUUGAUUUGGUCACUAUAUCGCAAGCGUAUGUCUACUUUGAGAAAUUGAUCUUGGCCAACCUAAUCAACAAGAGUAAUCGCAAGCUAUGUGCAGGCUCUUGUCUGCUACUCAGCGCCAAAAUGAACGAUGUCAAAGGUGAAUCGCUGAAGAGCUUAAUUGAGAAAACCGAGAGUGUUUUUCGUGUGAAUCGUAAGGAACUCAUCGCUUCAGAAUUCGCCGUGCUUGUGGCAUUAGAAUUCAGCUUGCAUGUACCCAUGCAUGAGGUAUUGCCGCACUAUCAGCGUUUGCUCUACGAAUCCUAGAAUUGGCCAAAACGCUUUGCUGAAAAGCGCUUGGUAGCGGUGACAUCGCGUUAUUACUUUCGGCAUCGCAAUAGCAGUAAGAAAUGAAUGCGGCAGGAAAUGUAUGUGGCAAAGGAAAAUGGAAAUUUAUGGGCGAAAUAAUGUUUUAGUGCAAGCGAUUUGCUGCAUGCUCUGAACUUUAUUAAAAUAAACGAAUUGAUAUUCAAUUUGUUUGUGUGCAAAUUUCGCAUAUAAAAAGAUGAAAAAAAUAUAACAAGAUUAACUUUGUAGAAAAAACUUUUGGAGUGACAAAAUAUUAACACACAAUGAUUUUAAACAAAACGAAAAUUUGUACUUAAGCGCUAAGAGAGCAAACAAAAAACAUUUUUUAUAGCAAAUAAGUUAGUAAAAUAAGCAUUUUGAUUAAAAUUUGUAACACUUUAUAAGAGCGAAAGUAAAAAUUAACGUUUGCUACAGAGAAAAGAAAGCUUUAUACAAUUAUUUUGAUUAAUUAUACAUUUUUGACUUUA